Messenger RNA from Temnothorax curvispinosus, 1296 nucleotides. Its product is annotated as zinc finger protein 251-like. NCBI's taxonomy places the organism in Eukaryota, Metazoa, Arthropoda, Insecta, Hymenoptera, Formicidae. The transcript is spliced from 2 exons. Gene Ontology annotation, cellular component: nucleus. The record is from RefSeq and is a predicted model, not a curated record. The coding region runs from base 421 to 1296 and encodes 291 amino acids.
UUACUGAUAUCUCGAUUUUUGUUAAGAAAAGAUCGACACGUAUGACAUUUUGUGAUAUUUAUAGAGGAUACUCGCGGAAUGUAUUUGCAGUCGUAGUUGUAAUAUAUAUAAACUCAUCGUUUACAGAAAUCGAUUUAUCCGAGUUUGACAAUUGAUCAUAUAUCUAACAUGCGAUCUCAAGUAUGCAAACGGAUCAAGGAUCCAAACAAUGUCCCCAACUUUUCUACGCGAGAUUGACUCUUGAUACAAUUAAUAUUUAUUUAUGAUACUCGUAAAGAUUGUUUCUUUUAUUGUGUGUUUUUUAUCUCUCCUAUAGAAUCUGUUACUACGCAUACAUAUAUACGUGUAACGUGCAUCUGUAUCUGUUUAUACGCAUUUACCAAAGGCUUGUCUGGACACACCAAUCGGGUAUUCCCCGUGAUGGUACUUCCACUACACACUAUACAACGCACAAUAUCAUCUGUUUUCCCGGGGAACUCUACGUCAUUAUCCAAGCACAUUGGCAACCGCCAAUACGCUAUUUUUUUGCCUAAUCGUACUUUUAAGAAUACGUUAAUAAUAAUAUUCAGGAGUAUGUCGUGCGAUGCUCGAGGACGCUGUCAUUUCUGCUGCAAGAAACAUACCGUGUCCGUAUUCGGAAGCGACAAGGAGACAUAUACGCUUCUACAAAAAUUGAAUUUCAGACUUGUGGUUUUGAACACAAUUUGUUGUAUUAUACCUUGUAUUAUCAAACUCGAAGAUAAUUUCAAAAGAAAUUUUCCCGAUAUACGUUCACCUUUCGAAAAAACAACUGUCAAGGAAGCUUAUAUCGAGAGUUCAACGGGAUCUACCACCCAUCGGAAUAACGACGAUUUAGAGAUAAUGGAAAAGUCGCGAGUCAACGAAAAUUUUCAAGCUGGGAAAGCCACGGAAACUGACGUUGAACCCGAAAGAAGCGUUGAUUCUAUUGACACAGAAAAUAAAGUCGGUACCAACGAUUCGCAAGUUCGCAAAAAUACGGAAAAUAUAAGGAAGAAACAAUUAACAUGCGAAUUCUGUCAAAAAGAAUUCAAUCACGCGGGGGAUCUCAACAAGCAUAGGAGGAAGCACACCGGUGAACAACCUUACGCGUGUAAUAUGUGCGAACGGAAGUUUAAGACGUCGUCUAAUCUCGUCAGACAUCAACAAAUACAUCUUGGGAUAAAGCCGUUCUGCUGUCAGAUUUGCGGACGCACUUUUACCCGAAAAAUCAAACUUUCCGCCCACUUAAUGGCAAAGCAUCACGAAGCUUUGAAAUCUAAUCGGUCAAUGAUAUAA